Musca vetustissima is the source of this 1827-nucleotide messenger RNA. Its product is annotated as monocarboxylate transporter 9-like. Gene Ontology annotation, molecular function: monocarboxylic acid transmembrane transporter activity. The record is from RefSeq and is a predicted model, not a curated record. Gene Ontology annotation, biological process: monocarboxylic acid transport; transmembrane transport. NCBI's taxonomy places the organism in Eukaryota, Metazoa, Arthropoda, Insecta, Diptera, Muscidae. Bases 1 to 1827 code for a protein of 608 amino acids. The transcript has 5 exons.
AUGGAUAGAGACAAGCAAAAUGAAGCAAACAACUCAAGCGUCUAUAAGGCAACAACAGUAUCACAGAAACCCAAACGUCCUGAUAGAAGUGAUUUAGGUCCAAAUUUUGUGGCACCUGAUGGAGGCUGGGGUUGGGUGGUGUGCAUUGCUGCCGGUUUAAGUAAUCUUUCCCUGUUCCCGCCGCAGCAUCAAUAUGGCCUCAUCUAUAGGCAACGCAUGGAAAAAUCCGGCUUUAAUGCCAAACAGAUAUCAACAAUUGUUAAUUCCGAAUUGGCAUUAUCUUCAUUGGUCGGUCUUGUCAAUGGUGCCAUGUUUCGACGGUUUACAUUUCGUCAGGUGGCAUUGAUGGGUAGCCUAUUGGCAUUCGUGGGAAUAUUUUGUUCGGCAUUUUGCGAAAAUUUCUUACAAUAUUUAUUAAGUUUUUCCACGAUUUAUGGUAUUGGUUUGGGCCUGUGCUGCCAAGCAAACGCCCUGGCCUUGAAUACAUAUUUCAAAAAUAAACGCCGAAAAGCUACUGGAUUUUCAUGGACCAUAACUGGCUUGGGUUCGGUGAUAUUUCCACAAAUCACCAUAAUUUUAUUUGCCCAUUAUGGUGUGCAGGGUGCAAUUUUGGUGUACUCGGGCAUAAUGUUAAAUGCCUUUAUGUGCUCCUUGACGCUGCAGCCAGUUUUGUGGCAUUCUCCCAAGUCCAAAGAAGAUCAAAUUUUAACAAAUGAUGACAGAGGAAAUUGCGAAGAAGAAGACGUUGUUUUUAAGUGUCAAUAUUGUCGGGAUCAGGAAAUUCUAGAAGAAAAGGAGUUGAAAUUCGAAAAGGCCGAAAGUCUGACGAUGGCUCAGGAAAAUAAUGAGGGGAGGGAAAGGAAAUCUUCAAGAAAAAAUUGUGAAAAUGAUGGCAACCAAAUGAAAGAAAAUCAGGACGGAACCUUGCCUACAAUUUCAAACCAAACCAAUAAUAAUUCCCAGUCCAUAAAAAUUGCCUCUACCAGUUGUACCUGUGCCGAAGAGAAACUUCUUCUAGAGAGAAGACCAGAGAAAUACACAUUCAAUAUCGAAGAGGAGGAAGGAAGCCGUAAGAAAUCCUCUUUUACCCAAAAAGUAAUAUUAUUUUUCGAUUUGGAUCUGCUGAAAGAUUUGACUUUCGUCAACUUGGCUUUGGGCAUGGCCAUAAUGAUGUUCGGUGAAAUCAACUUCUCAGUACUCACCCCAUUCAUAUUGAACAACUUCGGCUACACCGAUAAACAAAUAUCUGUUGCCAUGUCCUGCUUGGGUAUUAUGGAUAUUGCUGUAAGGUUUCUCUCCCCUUUUGUAUUGGAGAAAGUGAAACUAUCGAACAGUGUUCUCUUUGCCAUUGGUAUUAUCACCGUAUCGCUGGGACGUUGGAUUGUAACUCUCACCGAUUCAUAUCACAUCGUAUUGAUGGUCUUUAUUUUAAUUGGAUUCGGUAAGGGCUUUCGUAUAAUCUUCUCGCCAUUGAUAAUACCCAGUUAUGUUCCGCUGAAACGUCUCCCGGCAGCAUCGGGAUUACAAUUGAUAUUCAGUUCAAUAACAUCGUUUACAUUGGGUCCAUUGUUGGGCUUAAUUACCGAUAACUAUGGCUAUGCGAUCACCAUACAUUGUAUAAAUGCCCUGACCUGUUUGAUGUUAUUAUUCUGGUUAAUGGAGUAUUUGAUACGAAGGAGGAAAUCGACUUUAAACAAUAACAUAUCACUCGUUCAUUUGUACAUAUCAAUUAAAUUGUUCAAUGAACGGGAAGAUCUAGAUGAACAAUUGGAUCAAAAGAAAAUAGAUGAACGACCUCAGCAAAAGGAACUAAAUGAACGAAAGUAG